UCUCUCUCUCUUUCUGUGGCUCUCUACCAACGACUUUAGUGCAUAUUUUUUUAAGGAUUAUGCUCCAGAUUUCUAGUUUUUUUUUUUUGUUUUUUUUAUUAAUUAUUGUUUAUUAAAUUGAUUGAGAAGAGUGACAGGGCAAUAGACAAGAAGAGCGAGCAUAGCUGGCUUGGGGCUAUAAAAAUUCAAGAUCCUGCAUAGUUUAAUGGAUCAAACAGAAUAUCAGAAGAUCGAGAAAGAAGAAGACUUCUAUUCUGAAGAGCAACAGCUAGGGAUGACCAUUUCUGAGGUUGCUUCAGACACCACCAGCAGUCCUGACAAUAUCAAUAAGACAACCAUUUCGAGCGGUCACCAUGUCUUCCUCAGGCGUUUGGCUAAAGCCACGCUGCUUCUGUUUGGGGGAAUAGUAGUCUUCAUCCUGAUUCUUCAGAACUCCUCCUCACCCUUUGGAUUUCUUCCAACCAGUUCUUCUUUUCAUCUUUUCUCGUCAACGGAAAAAGGCAGUUGGGUGUUGAAUAGAGUUCUGAAAGAUGCAGCCAUGGAGGAUAGAACAGUGAUCUUGACUACUUUGAAUGAGGCAUGGAUAGAACCAAAUUCUAUGUUUGAUUUAUUUUUGGAGAGUUUUCGCAUUGGGAAUGGAACACGGAGGCUUUUGAAUCAUUUGGUAAUAAUAUGCAUGGACCAAAAGGCAUAUGCUCGUUGCUUAGCUCUAAACUUCCAUUGCUAUCAUCCGGAUAGUAAAGGAGUCAAUUAUACGGGUGAGGCUUUAUUCAUGACCAAAUCUUACUUAGAGAUGAUGUGGGCAAGGAUUGAUCUUUUCGCUUCUAUCCUUGAGAUGGGCUACAACUUUGUAUUCACGGAUACUGAUAUUAUGUGGCUUCGAGAUCCAUUUCAACAUUUCUAUUUAGAAGCGGAUUUCCAAAUUGCUUGUGAUCAAUUCUUUGGUAACUCGUAUGAUGUAAAUAACAAUCCAAAUGGCGGAUUUAACUUUGUAAAAUCGAAUAAUCGGACAAUUCAAUUUUACAAGUUCUGGUACAGAAGCCGAGAGGCAUAUCCAGGAAAGCAUGACCAAGAUGUACUUAACAUGAUCAAAGGUGAUCCAUUAAUCACCAAUAUUGGACUGAAAAUGAGGUUUCUUGAUACUGCCUACUUUGGUGGCUUUUGCGAACCGAGCCGAGAUCUUAACAAAGUGUGCACAAUGCAUGCAAAUUGUUGCGUUGGUCUUGACAAAAAAGUUCAUGACCUUAGAAUCUUGCUCGAGGAUUGGAAAAAAUACAUGUCAUUGCUCUCAAAUAUGACAGCUUCACCACCAUCCUCAUGGAGUGUUCCACAAGAUUGCAGGACAUCAUUUAAUCAUUUGCCAAAGAACCAAACUUCAGGACUUGGGAACAGAUAACAUGCCAAUAUAUGCGUUUGCAAAUUUUUCAGGGUUUUUCAGAUCAAAUAAAUAGAGGUAAAUCUCUGUACAUGAUAAUAUUUCUAAUUGUUAGAAAGGUUGCAAUUUUUUCUUUUUCCUUUUCAAAGAUCUAUCAUGUGAAUUAUAAGUUUUAUGUUGAUUCAUAUA
Molecule: messenger RNA, 1564 nt
Organism: Carya illinoinensis
Lineage: Eukaryota; Viridiplantae; Streptophyta; Magnoliopsida; Fagales; Juglandaceae
Exons: 4
Coding region: 206-1396 (396 amino acids)
Source: RefSeq, a predicted model, not a curated record